AAAAAACAAAAAACAGAAUCAAAAUGGCCGUUGACAGUUCGUAUAUCAUUUAUUUUAAUCAGAACAGAGCAAGUUGGUUUUAAUCAUUUUAAUAUAUUUUAAUAAUUAUAAGAAUUAGCUUUAUUAAUUAUUGCAUUCAAUAUAUACGUGAUAUAAUGGUCCUAAUAUAGAUAUUUGGCUAAUAAUAUUCAAUGAUGAUAGUUCAAGAACCCGUUCAGGCUGCUGUUUGGCAUUGUUUAAACCACUACGACUAUUCGGACGCUAUAUUUUUAGCAGAACGUUUAUAUGCCGAAGUUAAAUCAGAUGAGACCUUGUUUCUUUUGGCUACAGCUUACUAUAGAAAAGGCCAAAAAGAUCGUUGUUAUCAUUUAUUAGAGGAGAGUUAUGGAAAUUCUACAAAAUGCCAAUUUCUGUUUGGAACCUGUGCCUAUGAACUGAAAAAAUAUGCGGAAGCAGAGGCAGCAUUGCUGGAAAGUGAUAAUUUUACUCAGAGAUCUUUAGAGGAUGUCGUUGGGGAUUUUGGUGACCAGGCCGCUUUUGUUCUUCUUUUACUUGGAAAAAUAGCAGCUAAAACUGAGAGAAAAUCUAGAGCUAUUGAAACAUGGAAGAAAGCUCUUAAAGUAAAUCCGUUCUUGUUCUCGGCUUUUGAAAACCUGUGUGGCAUUGGUGAAAAGCCUAUUGCAAGUAAUAUUUUUCAAAUUAGUAAUAUAGAAAACAUGUCAACAUGUCAUGGUCAUUGUGUUAGUAAUGUGGAAAGUGUAAUAAUAUCUAAUGAACCCCAUGAAAAAUGUGGAAAAUUAGAAACAUCAUUAGAAACACCUCACCAUGUAGCAAAUUUUAAUCCAAGCAUCAAAUAUAGUCAAAAAGAUUUCUGUACUCCUGAGGAAAGUCCAUUAGCUAGUCCUCUGUGUAUGUCAGGUAUUAAACCAAUCACUCGUUGCAGGAAUUUUAGAAUAGGGGUUGAUCUUACAGUUCCAGAGAGCCCAACUUUUGGACAUAUUGUUGACUGUAACUUUGGAGAAUACAAUAGCACUCCUAAUAUUACGAACUUUUCAAAUCAACAACCUAUAGUUAAGAAACUCCUUGCCCAAAGGCAGAUGGAGGUUGAUCAAUUAAAUAGUAGACAUAAAGAAGCACUGUUGCAGAAUUGUAAACCAGUGCUUAGUCAAUCUUCAAAUGUGCCAGUAUCUCCUUCACUUCCAUUAGCUCAGCAACCUAGUCAAAAUGUUAGGCGGAGUUCUAGAUUAUUUCGUUCCCAUUCAGUUAAGGAGAACAAUAAGUCACCCACUAGUGCAAAAUUUGCUACACCUAAAUCGCCGUCUCGAAAAACCAAACAAAGAUUAGCAAAUAUCAAUAAAAAUUUAAGUAGUAAUGAGAUAAUAACCAAAAAUAAGGAUAUUGAACAAGAAAAAACUGAAACGAUUACCUCCCAAAGCAAAAAUGAAAAAAGUACAACACAAAACAGUAAUAAUAGUUAUUUGCAGCAUGCCCUCAAUCUUCAGAGACAGAGUGCCGAAGGUCUUAUGGCUUUACUCAGAGAUAUUGGACAAGCAUAUGCUGAUUUGAGUAGUUACGAUUGUCAAUCGGCAAUACAGAAUUUCCUAAAUAUUCCGUUAAAUCAGCUGAACACUACGUGGGUGUACUGCCAACUGGGCAAGGCCUACUUCGAAAUACCGGACUACGAAUCGAGCGCCAAAUACUUUCAGAAAGUGCACGACCAGGAUCCGUACCACCUGGACUAUAUGGACACUUACUCUACCGCCUUGUGGCACUUGCAGAAAGAGGUAGCCCUAAGCGCGCUCGCGCGCGACCUCGUCAGCACGGACAAGGAGCAUCCGGUCACUUGGUGCGUGAACGGUAACUGCUUCUCGUUACACAAGGAGCACGAUACUGCUAUCAAAUUCUUCCAAAGGGGUGUACAGGUGGAUCAAGAUUUUCCGUACGCCUAUACACUUCUGGGACACGAAUAUAUUAGUACUGAGGAAUUAGACAAAGCCAUGGGAUGUUUUAGAAACGCCGUCAGACUGAAUCCAAUGCACUACAACGCCUGGUUCGGCAUGGGCACCAUAUAUUCGAAACAGGAAAAGUACCACUUGGCCGAAAUGAAUUACGCCAGGGCGCUUUCCAUUAAUCCUCAGUCCUGUGUUAUUUUGUGCCAUAUUGGAAUCGUGCAACACGCUCUUAAACAGACUGAAAAGGCGCUUGCCACAUUUAACAAAGCAAUCGCUAGUAACCCCAAAUCUCCACUGUGCAAGUUCCAUAGAGCGUCGGUCUAUUUCGCCUUGGGCAGGCACGUCGAAGCUCUCAAAGAAUUAGAAGAACUCAAAGAAAUCAUACCCAAAGAAUCUUCAGUUUAUUACCUCAUAGGGAAAGUGCAUAAAAAAUUAGGCAACACCGAUUUAGCGUUGCAACACUUCAGCUGGGCCACAGACUUAGAUCCGAAAGGAGCCAGUAACCAGAUUAAGGAGGCGUUCGAUCCCGCCAUCGGUCGAAAUACCGUGGAUCCGGAGGAAAGUCCUUUAUCGCCAGCUCUGGACGAGUAUCCAUCGGAAAGUAAUUCGGGUCAACAAGGUGAUAACAUGAAUUUUGAAGCCCUACCUGACGAUAGCGAAGAAAGCGUAUUCGAAUAAAACCACGGUUUGUAUUUUUAUUUAUUCCAAUUGGCUUGUUAACGGUUAGACACACCCAGAAGUACAUUUUAUCCAUUAUCAAUUCUGUAGCUGUUAAAGGCUUAUUUAAAUUAUUGGGUUCCACUCUAUACAGACAUCAUUACAUGUAAUAUAUACAUACACGUGUAUAUAUGACAUAAUAGAAAAAAAAUUGUAUUCCCUUGUGGUUGGUGGCGUUUCCGUACGGAUCCAAAUGAUAUUGUUAUUGAAAAUAAAUAUUUCCAUCGUAAAUGUAAUUUUUCCAGCUAUAUAAGUGUGCACUAAAAUAAUCUGGUUUUAGGUAUGUAGCCAGAAGUGUUCGUAGGUUAUUAUUUAGGUAUAUUAUAUAAACGAAAAAUAAAAUUUGAUGAGUGCUUUGUGUCGUAAUUUAAGAUAUAGUACAAUAUUCUGAGGAGAAUCGGAAUCGUUCAUUUAUUUUUUUAAUAUAUAGCAUGGAAUAGACUGUUUUUUGUGUACAUUUGUUUUUUGUGUAAUAUAUAUUUUUGUUAUUUAUGAAAGCAUCUCUUCAAUGCCAUAUUAUUAAUUAUAACAAACAAAAUGUUCAUUGUGUAAAUAAAAAAGGAUUUAUGAAAA
Molecule: messenger RNA, 3242 nt
Organism: Sitophilus oryzae (rice weevil)
Lineage: Eukaryota; Metazoa; Arthropoda; Insecta; Coleoptera; Curculionidae
Gene: Cdc27
Product: cell division cycle protein 27 homolog
Exons: 13
Coding region: 192-2630 (812 amino acids)
Biological process (GO): cell division
Molecular function (GO): protein binding
Source: RefSeq, a predicted model, not a curated record